AUGAUUCAAAGAAAACGAAUCUUGCAACAGAGUGGAAUUUUUCUGAGACAAAAUCCAGGUGAAGCUCACUUAACACUAGAUGAACUGCGUCAAAUGGCUACCAGAAACAAUAGCAACACAUUAAUUUCCAAGAUAUCUAGAUAUGUUGCAAACAUUGCUGGCUCAAAUGCUUACUGGAAUAAGGUGAGAGAAGAUCUCAAAGCCAUUAUAACAACUGUUGGCACACCAACAAUUUUCUUCACAUUUUCAUCAGCUGAUAUGCAUUGGCCUGAUUUACAUGUGCUUCUUGGAAAUGAAAAUAGCACUGGUGACAAAAGGCGACAAGCUGUAAUAAAUAACCCACACAUCGUGGACUGA
Messenger RNA from Pocillopora meandrina, 357 nucleotides. Lineage: Eukaryota; Metazoa; Cnidaria; Anthozoa; Scleractinia; Pocilloporidae. The record is from the annotation of a GenBank genome assembly.